Ceratotherium simum simum (southern white rhinoceros) is the source of this 349-nucleotide messenger RNA. Lineage: Eukaryota; Metazoa; Chordata; Mammalia; Perissodactyla; Rhinocerotidae. The record is from RefSeq and is a predicted model, not a curated record.
GAAUGUACACAAAGGUCUGCCAAGAAAGCAGAGAUGGAAGAAAAUCAACGGAGUUAUAAACAGAAAAAGAAAAGGCGACGGAUUAAGGUUCAAGAAGAUUCAUCCAGUGAAAACAAGAGUAAUUCUGAAGAAGAAGAUAAAGACGACGACGAAGAGGAAGAGGAAGAAGAAGAAGAUGAAAAUGACGAUUCCAAGUCUCCUGGAAAAGGCAGAAAGAAAAUUCGAAAGAUUCUUAAAGAUGAUAAACUAAGAACAGAAACACAAAAUGCUCUUAAGGAAGAGGAAGAGAGGCGCAAACGUAUUGCUGAGAGGGAGCGUGAGCGAGAGAAAUUGAGAGAGGUAAACCAAU